Trichoderma asperellum CBS 433.97 is the source of this 705-nucleotide messenger RNA. Lineage: Eukaryota; Fungi; Ascomycota; Sordariomycetes; Hypocreales; Hypocreaceae. The record is from RefSeq and is a predicted model, not a curated record.
UGAAGGGUGUGGUGUGUAGCUUUUCGUGUAUAUGUUAGUACCGCGUAGCGUGCAUGGAUAUACAUGCUACCGCUAUCGAUAGUCCACUUGCGGCCAUGUUUUGAUGCUCGUGCCUGUCCAUCACCAUCUUUCCAUCUCGACGGCCCCUUUCCUGUGGUUACGCCUUGCCUCUGCUGCGCCGAGUUGCAUUUGCAGCUCUGCAUCGUGGUCUGCUUUUCCAUUGAGGAUGCUGGCACCGUUUAGGAAGGCGGACAGACGCCGCUUACAGCCCUUAUGCCGUUUCGAGACGGCUACGUCAUCGCCCAAAGGAGAGCUGCCCUUGUGCUCCCCCGUUUUUAAAUCUCAGCUGGCCGCUCGCCUUGGCGCGCCUUUGUCUUGGGGGAGGCGGGACACAGGCGGACAAAGUACAGCGAGGUACCGCGCAGUAGGCGCCUUCAGGGCUGUUAGGUACCGUCUACAGUGCAGGGAAAGGGAGCAACAGCAACAGCAACAGCAGCAGCAACAGCAUUGUGCCCUCUUCUGUGCGAUAUGACAAUUCGCUUCGACUGCCCGUGUAUGAGGUGAGCGUGACCAGCCGGCAAUUUGCAGCUGCAGAGCACUGGAUUGGCACAAGAAUCAAAUCAAGCUUCCGCGGCAGGCACCCGUUGCGCUGGUGGAUGGAGCGAAAUCCCUAGCCCGUGAUUAUCAAUCGCUGGCUGGCACCGC